This is a messenger RNA of Macrosiphum euphorbiae (potato aphid), 393 nucleotides long. Lineage: Eukaryota; Metazoa; Arthropoda; Insecta; Hemiptera; Aphididae. The record is from the annotation of a GenBank genome assembly.
AUGUUAAAAAAACUUGAGUUAUGGAGAAAACGUGCCCUUCAAAACAAUUUUAACCACUUUCCAACUCUUUAUGCAUUUAUAGAAUCAUCCGAUGAAGUUUUUCCUCAGGACACAAAAGAUAUAAUUAUUGAACACCUCCAAAUUUUGAAACAUUCAUUUCGAAAAUAUUUUCCAGUUCCUGACAAAAAUAAAAAUUGGGUAGUAGACCUAAGGCCAUUGAUGAUUUUUUCAACAACUUAUCUCUGUGAAAAAGGAUUUUCAGCUUAUGUGUACACUAAAAAUAAAUAUAGAAAUCGAUUAAAUAUAGAAUCAGAUUUACGUAUUCAACUUUCUAAUAUAGAUCCUAAAAUACCAGAUUUAGUAUUAAAGAAACAACACCAUCCAUCACAUUAA